Fusarium oxysporum Fo47 is the source of this 1055-nucleotide messenger RNA. Its product is annotated as gamma-glutamylcyclotransferase. The record is from RefSeq and is a predicted model, not a curated record. Gene Ontology annotation, cellular component: cytoplasm. Gene Ontology annotation, molecular function: glutathione specific gamma-glutamylcyclotransferase activity; gamma-glutamylcyclotransferase activity. The coding region runs from base 234 to 929 and encodes 231 amino acids. Gene Ontology annotation, biological process: glutathione catabolic process. The transcript has 6 exons. Lineage: Eukaryota; Fungi; Ascomycota; Sordariomycetes; Hypocreales; Nectriaceae.
CUUAGUGGUCAUCACCUCAUCAGUGGGACAAGACACGAUAUACCUCCACUAGGUGUACGUCUUCAAUCUAAUCUCUAUACCUAGGUCGAGGUUGGAUCUUGAGAUCCUCCAGACACUCGGCAAGAGUCAUUCCUUUGUGAGAGUCACUUCGUCAAUAUCAAUUAGCAGCCGGAUCAUCUCGUAUACUCUCAAGCCCAGCCAUCCGAUUUAAACAGUUGCCGAUCCUUUUCACAAUGCCCGAUCAAGACUCGUCACAACCCUCCGAAUUCUGGUUAUAUGGAUACGGAAGCUUGAUAUGGAAGCCUCCGCCACACUUCGACCGCAGAAUUCCUGGAUGGGUAGAUGGCUAUGUUCGUCGUUUCUGGCAGGCUAGUGAGGACCAUAGAGGCACUCCUGAGGCCCCCGGGCGUGUCGUCACUCUAAUCGAGAGAUCUUACUGGGAACAGCUAACUGAUAGUCACGACUCUGCUCCAGAGCGAGUUUGGGGGGUUGCAUACCGUAUCAUUCCUGAGAAAGUAGCCGAAGUCAAGGAGUAUCUCGAUAUUCGCGAGAUCAACGGCUACACCAUUCACUACGCUCCAUUCCAUCCUGCCGAUGGCUCCCCCCCUAUUCGCACUCUGGUCUACAUCGGCACUCCAGAUAAUGAGCAAUUUGUCGGCCCCCAGGAGCCCCAGGAGCUCGCCGAGCACAUCUUCCGCAGUCAAGGGCCCAGUGGCCUGAACAAAGACUACCUGUUGAGUCUCGAUACCGCCCUCAGUGAGCUUGCUCCCGAUAGUGGCGAUCAUCACAUCCAUGAUCUGGCCCGCCGUGUCAGGGAACUUGAGAAGAAUUGUGAGGAUGAAACUAAACUCCUCAACCCAACGACUUCAGUCCACCAACAAAAGCACAGUACUGAAGAAGCCGAGGAGAUCGAAGAGCCACAUCACUAAGAAACGGACAAUGCAUCAAAUACGCAGACAUCUCAGCAAGCGCAUAUAAAUAGACGAUAGAUCCUCAUGAUGAGCAGCAUACUUAUAAUGAGCAGUUAGAUGCCAAUCCUCAUGCUUCGUGCCAUC